AGCUCACCAGAUUUGGAUUAAACCAUCGGAUUACAGUAAAAACAGUCGGACGGAGCGAAGAACCGGAGGGCUGUCAGAUCGACCUGAAAACGGUGACUCCCUGUAUUCAGAGAACCGCUCCUAUCAGGAACGGCCUCUCUCUGUCCGCGUCGCUGGGCGGCCCAUGCUCCCGCAGUGCACCAUGGGUAGCUCUCCAGAGGUGCUGUCAUGGGCGUCGUGCCCCAGCCUGCUUGUUGGCAAGCUGAAGGAGGAGCUAAAGAACACUGUGGUGGGGGACAGUGUUAAGAAAACUUCCUCUCCCAACACGCCAGCCCCUCCCCUUCCUCUUCCUCCCCAGAUCAUCACAGAUCUAGCUCCUCCCACACACCUCCUGGUUCCCCUGAUGACGCUCGCCCCACCCCAAGGCCAGGACGAGGAGGCUGUACUGGGCACCAGCCCACCAAUCACAGCGCUAAGUGAGGACUCUGGGCGAGAGCAGAGACACUUUGACAACAGCGUGCUCCAAUUUCAGGAGCACGAGGAGGCGGAGUCACCGGCGUCAUGUGACCAGGAGGGGUGUGGCAGCGGGGGCGAGGGCGACGGGACAAGGGAAGGGUUGUGUCCCAUCCACCAACACAGCCCCGGGUCUGGAACACACAACCACCCUCAUCCUCACGACGACAUCAAACUGCACUUCCACAGAGCCCCGGGCGCAGGGGGCUUUCUGGAGGGCUUGUUCGGAUGUCUGAGGCCCGUCUGGAACAUCAUCGGGAAAACCUACAGCACGGAAUACAAGCUGCAGCAGCAAGACAUGUGGGAGGUCCCGUUUGAGGAGAUCUCUGAGCUGCAGUGGCUGGGCAGCGGGGCGCAGGGCGCUGUCUUCCUGGGGAAGCUCCACGGCAGCGAGGUGGCCAUCAAGAAGGUCCGUGAGCAGAAGGAGACAGACAUCAAACACCUGAGGAAGCUCAAACACCCCAACAUCAUCGGCUUCAAGGGUGUGUGCACCCAGGCUCCGUGCUACUGUAUCUUAAUGGAGUAUUGUUCCCAGGGCCAGCUCUAUGAGGUUCUGAGGGCAGGACGGAAGGUAACCCCCAGACUGCUGGUGGACUGGGCCUCAGGGAUCGCCUCUGGGAUGAACUACCUGCACCUUCACAAGAUCAUACACAGAGACCUCAAGUCCCCCAACGUGCUGGUGACCCAACAAGAUACCGUGAAGAUCAGUGACUUCGGGACGUCCAAGGAGCUCAGCGAUAAGAGCACUCAGAUGUCGUUCGCCGGUACGGUGGCCUGGAUGGCCCCAGAGGUCAUCAGGAACGAACCGGUGUCUGAGAAAGUAGACAUCUGGUCGUUCGGCGUGGUGUUAUGGGAGCUGCUGACCGGAGAGAUCCCCUAUAAAGACGUGGACUCCUCGGCCAUCAUCUGGGGCGUUGGGAGCAACAGCCUUCACCUUCCCGUUCCCUCUACCUGUCCCGAUGGGUUCAAGAUCCUCAUGAAGCAGACGUGGCAAGGGAAGCCCAGAAAUCGUCCAUCAUUCCGUCAAAUCCUGCUCCAUCUGGACAUCGCCUCGGCGGAUAUCCUGGGAGCUCCUCAGGAGACCUACUUCAAGUCUCAGUCUGAGUGGAGGGAGGAGGUGAGGAAACACUUUGAGAAGAUCAAGUCUGAAGGAACCUGCAUCCACCGAUUGGAUGAGGAGCUGAUCAAACGCAGGAGAGAUGAACUCAGACACGCCCUGGACAUCAGGGAGCACUAUGAGAGGAAGUUGGAGAGAGCUAACAACCUCUACAUGGAGCUGAGUGCCAUCAUGCUACAGCUGGAGGUCCGCGAGAAGGAGCUCAUCAAGAGAGAGCUGGCUGUGGAGAAGAAGUAUCCAGGUAACUACAAGCGUUCCCACCUGGUGCGUCCCAUCGUCAGGCCCAACGCCGUAGAGAAAUUCAUCAAGAAGAAAGGCAGCAUUUCCCACAAGACUGGGAUGCCCCCUGCUAAGAGGCCAGAUCUGCUGCGUUCCGAAGGCAUCCCCAGUGUGGAGGUGCUCCCAUCCCCCUCGCCCCUCUCUGCCAGCCCCAAGGUUUCCACACCACCUGGCAAGCAGAGGUACCGCAGCAAGCCCCGGCAUCGCCGUGCCAACAGCAAGGGUUCCCACAGCGACUUCCCCGGGGUUCUGAAGACCGGGCCUGGGGCGGAAGACCACUACCAGCACCAGCCUCCAGGGGAGCAGCACUACCAUCAUCCUGCCACCGGGUGUGCUGUCCAAGAGCACUACGAGCACCACCACCACCCUCCACCGCAGGGCCCUCUGCUGCCCCUGAAGAACAGAGAGGAAGCGGUGGUUAACUGUGCCAACAACCUGCGUUACUUCGGCCCGGCCGCGGCCCUGCGAAGCCCCCAGACAGACCACCUCCAACGCCGUCUGUCCGGCGCCAGCCCUGACCUCAUCUCGACGGCCGUGGCGUCAGAUUCACGCCAGCGCAGCAUCUCUGUGUCAGGUCUCAGGGCUCCCAGAGGGAGGGGUGGGACACUGUGCCCCUGCUGCCAGGCACACCCCUUCCCAGGCUGCCUGCACUGCCAGGAGACCCCCCCGGCCCCCAGCCACCCAGAGCUGCCACAUUACUCCCUGCUGUCCACCUGUGAGGGCUCGUCCCCCUCCCUGUCCAGAGUUCCUGACCCCACGGCAGAGGGAGAGCAGCAGGAGAAGCAAGAUACAGCUCGGAAGAGCAGCUUACCCUCUGGAGCUGGCCUCCCACGCAACCUCAGGCCCCUCAGGAAGGCUGGUGAUGAGUCAUCAGAGGAGGAGGAGGGGGAGGUGGACAGCGAGGUGGAGUUUCCACGGAGACAGAGACCUCACCGCUGUAUGAGGUUGUUCCAGUCCUACUCCACCUUCAGCUCAGAGAACCUGUCUGUAUCUGAGGAAGAGGAGGGUAACACCAGCGACCGCUCCCACAGCGGACCCCUGGAGCUCCUCACCGCCUCCCAGGAGGACCAUCUGGAUGAGCUGCUAUCCCACACACCGGACAUCCCCAUCGACAUCAACACCCAGUCAGACGGCCUGUCUGAUAAGGAGUGUGUUGUCCGCAGGGUGAAGACCCAGAUCUCCCUGGGGAAACUGUGUUCUGACGAGCACAGCUAUGAGAACCCGCUGCACUUUGACUCUGACUGUGAUUCCUCUGAUGCGGACUGUUCUGAUGCCACCAUCAAGAACAACCAUCCUGGCGCACGCACCUCCUGGUGAUCAGCCUGGAAUAUCCCGUCUGCCUGGAAAAACUCUGAGCCCCAGGACCCUACAGGGCCAUAGCAACGCCCCUGCAAUAGCUCCUCCCCCUUUCCUGUCUGCAUAGCAACCCCCCCCCCGACAACCUAAGCAGGGAUCCCUUUAUGAAUGGUAUUAGGUAUAUAUAGACAGUAGAUAGAUGAUUGUGUAACAGUUUGAGGGAAAAAUCAGGAACUCUGUAAAACAACAACAAACCUGUUAAUUGUAAGAUACUGGUGAGGAUGAUGAUGAUGAUGAAGAGGAUGCAUUGCGGCUUGGACCAGCCAGAGACUAUAAACUAACCAGUGGGUAACAGUGACUGUGUUACUGUAGGGCUGGGCAGGGUGUCGCUGCACUGGGACUGUCAGUAUUCCGAGAACGGUACUGUCAGUAUUCCAGAAUGGGACUGUCAGUACUCCAGAAUGGGACUGUCAGUACUCCAGAAUGGGACUGUCAGUACUCCAGAAUGGGACUGUCAGUACUCCAGAAUGGGACUGUCAGUACUCCAGAAUGGGACUGUCAGUAUUCCAGAAUGGGACUGUCAGUAUUCCAGAACAGUACUGUCAGUACUCCAGAAUGGGACUGUCAGUAUUCCAGAAUGGGACUGUCAGUAUUCCAGAAUGGGACUGUCAGUACUCCAGAAUUGGACUGUCAGUACUCCAGAAUGGGACUGUCAGUACUCCAGAAUGGGACUGUCAGUAUUCCAGAAUGGGACUGUCAGUAUUCCAGAAUGGGACUGUCAGUAUUCCAGAAUGGGACUCAGUAUUCCAGAAUGGGACUGUCAGUAUUCCAGAAUGGGACUGUCAGUACUCCAGAAUGGGACUGUCAGUAUUCCAGAACAGUACUGUCAGUACUCCAGAAUGGGACUGUCAGUAUUCCAGAAUGGGACUGUCAGUACUCCAGAAUGGGACUGUCAGUAUUCCAGAAUGGGACUGUCAGUAUUCCAGAAUGGGACUGUCAGUAUUCCAGAGUGAGACUCAGUAUUCCAGAAUGGGACUGUCAGUAUUCCAGAAUGGGACUGUCAGUACUCCAGAAUGGGACUGUCAGUAUUCCAGAACAGUACUGUCAGUAUUCCAGAAUGGGACUGUCAGUAUUCCAGAACAGUACUGUCAGUAUUCCAGAAUGGGACUGUCAGUACUCCAGAAUGGGACUGUCAGUAUUCCAGAAUGGGACUGUCAGUACUCCAGAAUGGGACUGUCAGUAUUCCAGAAUGGGACUGUCAGUAUUCCAGAAUGGGACUGUCAGUAUUCCAGAGUGAGACUCAGUAUUCCAGAAUGGGACUGUCAGUAUUCCAGAAUGGGACUGUCAGUAUUCCAGAAUGGGACUGUCAGUACUCCAGAAUGGGACUGUCAGUAUUCCAGAACAGUACUGUCAGUAUUCCAGAAUGGGACUGUCAGUAUUCCAGAACAGUACUGUCAGUAUUCCAGAAUGGGACUGUCAGUAUUCCAGAACAGUACUGUCAGUAUUCCAGAAUGGGACUGUCAGUAUUCCAGAACAGUACUGUCAGUAUUCCAGAAUGGGACUGUCAGUACUCCAGAAUGGGACUGUCAGUAUUCCAGAAUGGGACUGUCAGUAUUCCAGAAUGGGACUGUCAGUAUUCCAGAAUGGGACUGUCAGUAUACCACAGACCCAGACAUGAUUCUAAUUGUGUGAAUUGAACGUCAGAACACAAAGCCCAGCCCCCCACCAACCAUCACUGUCUCUGUAACUGUCUGACUAGUCCAGUAUGAUAUAACCUACCUGCUAAACCAUGACUUUACAGAUGAAUCAGGACUGUAACCCGAACACCCAGCCCAGUGGGACACAGACAUGGGCAAACAACGUCUAAACACCAGCAUGAAACAACAGCCCAACCAUAAACCAACCAUGUCCCAACCAUAAACCAACCAUGUCCCAACCAUAAACCAACCAUGUCCCAACCAUAAACCAACCAUGUCCCAACCAUAAACCAACGGUGGUCCCAAACAUCAGGGAUCCAUUUCAACACAGAUGGUUGGUUGGUUGGGAGAUGGUUGAUACAACGUUGGUUGGUUGGUUGGUUGGGAGAUGGUUGAUACAACGUUGGUUGGUUGGUUGGGAGAUGAUUGAUACAACGUUGGUUGUGAACCAGUACCUGGAAGAGAUGAGAUCUCCUGACGCUCAGGAUCCUUCAAUUCAAAGUCCCAUUAACCAGCUCUGCAAACGUUAUAACAUCAAAGUAUGGAGUUUCUCAGAGUAACUAUCAUCAUUACUGCCAUUCUGCACGGGAAUGUACUGUCCAAAACAAAACUGGUUCACAACCAUCUCCCAACCAACCAUCUGUGUUGAAAUGGAUCCAUGCAAGCAGAACUUCAUCACCUCAGCAUUAUCUGUUUGGCUUGUAAUAUAACAGACUACCCAGAAGUCUGCAUGACUCAAAAAAAAAGUAGCAGAAAAGCACAAGAGUAUUUAGUUCUCUCCCAAGCUAGCCGGUUCAACCUGGCUACAGAGAAGCCUCCGGAAUCAAGUAUCUCAGUGUCGAAACCUGUCCUGCAUCAUAGCACCUGUAUGUCUCAGCAUCCUCAUGUAUGCUCUUUCUGGACCAAGACUGGAUCAAUAAGGUUACCAUGUAUUAUCUCUGUUGGUAUGUUGUUGAAUGGCACAGUGGACCAGGGAGAAGUCUUGGACUUGAGUUGGGUGUAAUAACUAACUAACUAGGUAGAAAGGUUUAACAUAGUUUCCACUAAAGGUGCAGUAUCCCCGUUUUAUCAGGCCCCUUGACUCUCCGUUUGGUUCAUGUCUUUCAGCAGGGCUGUUCAUCUCGCAUUGGUGCUUGAUAUGCUAUGUUAUGGUCUGAUAGAGGGGACAGUAGACACCAAACUGAAUGGUGUUACAGAGGGGAGAGUAGACACCAAACUGAAUGGUGUUACAGAGGGGAGAGUAGACACCAAACUGAAUGGUGUUACAGAGGGGAGAGUAGACACCAAACUGAAUGGUGUUACAGAGGGGAGAGUAGACACCAAACUGAAUGGUGUUACAGAGGGGACAGUAGACACCAAACUGAAUGGUGUUACAGAGGGGGAGAGUAGACACCAAACUGAAUGGUGUUACAGAGGGGAGAGUAGACACCAAACUGAAUGGUGUGACAGAGGGGAGAGUAGACACCAAACUGAAUGGUGUUACAGAGGGGAGAGUAGACACCAAACUGAAUGGUGUUACAGAGGGGACAGUAGACACCAAACUGAAUGGUGUUACAGAGGGGAGAGUAGACACCAAACUGAAUGGUGUUACAGAGGGGAGAGUAGACACCAAACUGAAUGGUGUUACAGAGGGGACAGUAGACACCAAACUGAAUGGUGUUACAGAGGGGAGAGUAGACACCAAACUGAAUGGUGUUACAGAGGGGACAGUAGACACCAAACUGAAUGGUGUUACAGAGGGGAGAGUAGACACCAAACUGAAUGGUGUUACAGAGGGGAGAGUAGACACCAAACUGAAUGGUGUGACAGAGGGGAGAGUAGAGGCACAGUCAGACACCAGACUGAAUGGAACCACUGUCUAGCCGGCUGGACAUAUAGUUAGUGGCAGACAGACAGGCUUUUUAAAUAGCUAUAUUUUUAAACUGUGAGAAGUUUUCAUAAAUGACGCCAACUUGGUAAAGUACUUCUUGCCUUUGCUGGUUUGAUGCUCAGGUUUUCAGCUGAAGAUAGAGUGUUGUUUUAGUGUUCUGUACUGUAACAUUCUAAUGUUCUGUACUGUAACAUUCUAGUGUUCUGUUCUGUAACAUUCUAAUGUUCUGUACUGUAACAUUCUAAUGUUCUGUACUGUAACAUUCUAUGUUCCGUACUGUAACAUUCUAAUGUUCUGUACUGUAACAUUCUAAUGUUCUGUACUGUAACAUUCUAGUGUUCUGUACUGUAACAUUCUAUGUUCUGUGAUGUAACAUUCUAAUGUACUGUUCUGUAACAUUCUAAUGUUCUGUACUGUAACAUUAUAAUGUUCUGUACUGUAACAUUAUAAUGUUCUGUACUAUAACAUUCUAAUGUUCUGUACUGUAACAUUCUAAUGUUCUGUAGUGUAACAUUCUAAUGUUCUGUACUGUACUGUAACAUUAUAAUGUUCUGUUCUGUAACAUUCUAAUGUUCUGUUCUGUACUGUAACAUUCUAAUGUUCUGUACUGUAACAUUCUAAUGUUCUGUACUGUACUGUAACAUUAUAAUGUUCUGUACUGUAACAUUCUAAUGUUCUGUUCUGUAACAUUCUAAUGUUCUGUUCUGUACUGUAACAUUCUAAUGUUCUGUACUGUAACAUUCUAAUGUUCUGUAACAUUCUAAUGUUCUGUACUAUAACAUUCUAAUGUUCUGUACUGUAACAUUCUAAUGUUCUGUACUGUAACAUUCUAAUGUUCUGUUCUGUAACAUUCUAAUGUUCUGUACUGUACUGUAACAUUCUAGUGUUCUGUACUGUAACAUUCUAGUGUUCUGUUCUGUAACAUUCUAAUGUUCUGUACUGUAACAUUCUAAUGUUCUGUUCUGUAACAUUCUAAUGUACUGUACUGUAACAUUCUAGUGUUCUGUUCUGUAACAUUCUAAUGUACUGUACUGUAACAUUCUAGUGUUCUGUUCUGUAACAUUCUAAUGUACUGUACUGUAACAUUCUAGUGUUCUGUUCUGUAACAUUCUAAUGUACUGUACUGUAACAUUCUAGUGUUCUGUUCUGUAACAUUCUAGUGUACUGUACUGUAACAGUAUAAUGUACUGUUCUGUAACAUUCUAAUGUACUGUACUGUAACAGUAUAAUGUACUGUACUAGAGUGGUGUUUCAUAACCGGCUCCGUUCCAUACUGCAUCCCAAAUGGCGCCCUAUUCCCUAUAUAGUGCCACUGGUCAACAGUAUAUAGGGAAUAGGGCGCCAUUUGGGACGAACUCAUUUUAUAAUUUAGAAGACCAGCGGUCAGAUAGGAUUAUAAUUUGUCUCAUCUCAUCGCAGUCUUCCUUAGUACUAGUGACACUUCGUUUGUGUCGUCCUCUUUUAAAAGGGAUACUGCAUCUUGUGUGACUAGUAACACUAAAAUCAUUUUACCUUUACCUUUAUUUUACCUUUACCUGUAUGUGUUUCAGUGUCUGUGUAAAGCAUGUUUAUAUUAUUAGAUUAUGGCCAGUCAGGGUUUUAAGUCAAACAUCUGUACGAAACAUCGUCUUACAUUAAAUUAAAAAUGGAGAUCA
This is a messenger RNA of Salmo salar (Atlantic salmon), 8406 nucleotides long. The record is from RefSeq and is a predicted model, not a curated record. NCBI's taxonomy places the organism in Eukaryota, Metazoa, Chordata, Actinopteri, Salmoniformes, Salmonidae.